Funneliformis mosseae is the source of this 294-nucleotide messenger RNA. The record is from the annotation of a GenBank genome assembly. Lineage: Eukaryota; Fungi; Glomeromycota; Glomeromycetes; Glomerales; Glomeraceae.
AUGGUAUUAAUUGUCACGUCGUUGAUUAACAAAAGAAGACAUUGUGAAGUUAAUCCAAAUUGCCUUAAUUAUGUAAAUGCUGGUUUGUUUUGGUUGGGUUUUGCUGUAUUCCUUCAAGUUACCCUUACCCUGCACGUUUACUUUUCAAUCAUGUUGCGAAUUAAUGCAAAACGUCGGAUGGAGAAAGAAAAACUAAAUAGAAUUAACAAUCUUUCAUCUAAUAUUUCGAUUGGACCUAGUUUAUUUAAGAUUAAAAUUGACAAAGAAUAUGAUCUUACAGAUCAAACUUUAUAG